CAGACGUACUGGACCAUAUUAAUUCCUCCCAGAACUCUUUUUAAUGAUUGUCUAAUUAAUAAGCUGCUGCAGGUAACGGCAGUCAAAAUAUACAAUGCUAAAAUCAACGCACACGCCGACGGCUCAAGGCCAGUCUCCUCUUCCACCUGGGUGGACGGAACAUAAAGCUCCCACAGGUCACACCUAUUAUUAUAAUACUCUUACCAAGAAGUCCACAUACCAGCGGCCUGUUGAAACGCCACCGGCUCCUCAAGUCCCUGCUGUUGCCCCUAACAAUCCCGCACUUGGCUUCCUACAGUACCAAUCAGUUGGGAAUUUGGGGCCGGGCUCUGCUUUUGGACCUCCUUCUGGCCAUCACGACAGUAGAGGUGGCCCGGAUAGUCAUCGAGGAGGUAGAGGCGGCCAUGGUUCACAGCGCGACUCGAGGCCGAAGCCGCAGCCGGUUGACAAGCCAAAAGCAAAGCGUGCUAUUCCCGGAUGUGAGCCAUGGUUCCUCAUCGAUACCAAGUUCGGGAGGCGGUUUGCGUACAACUCCGAGAAGAACCAGAGCUUUUGGCGUAUACCGGAAAAGUUAAAGGAGGGUAUCUUGGCACUUGAUCAACAACGUAUUAAGGAAAAGGCUGCUGCUUGGGCAGACGAAAGGUCAGCUGAGGCGGCUCAAGCUCCAGGGGCGCAAGAGAUGCCAGGGGCUCAAUCACGUCCGAAGCCAGAAGCCCCCACUGAAAUCCAUCCAGAGGCUGAUGAUAGUUCGGAAUAUGAAGAGGUGGAAGUUACUGAUGACGAGGAUGAGGAUAAUAUUUCGAAAAGGCAACGGACUGAAGAACCUGCCCCCCAAGGGCCCGUUGAGUUCACAGAGGAUGACAUUGCAUUUCAACUGGCCGCAAUGGGCCAAGAUUACGGCCUCGAACCAGGCGAAUACGACGAUGGCAAUAUGGAAGAGUGGGAAGAAGGUGCCGAGGGUAUGGAACUAACGGAAGAGGAUGCAACUGCUCUCUUCAAAGACCUGCUCAACGACUCCGGUGUGAGCCCCUACGCACCGUGGGAUAGAAUAGUAGAAGAGGGAACACUAGUCGAUGACGCAAGAUAUACUGCCGUUACCACAAUGCGACGCAGGAAGGAAGUCUGGGACGAAUGGUCGACAGAAAAAAUCCAACAGCUGCGUGAGAGGCGGGCGAGGGAGGAGAAGAAAGACCCGAGGAUACCAUACCUGGCAUUCCUACAGAAGAACGCAACACCGAAGCUGUACUGGCCCGAAUUCAGACGCAAAUUCAAAAAAGAGCAAGAGAUGCGCGAUACCAACCUCUCUGAUAAAGACCGCGAGAAGUCUUAUCGAGAGCAUAUCAAUCGAAUCAAACUCCCACAGGCAACACUCAAAUCCGACUUCCUCAACUUACUCAAAGACCAGCCACCGGCUUUACUUAAUAAUUCCACCCUCCCCUCGCAUCUUCCGCCAACCGUACUGGCGGAUAUAAAGUACAUUUCCAUGGAUCCUUCUAUCCGAGACCCUCUGAUCGAGACUUUCAUCGCUACGCUCCCUCCGGCACCGGAAGCACCAGAGGCUGAGGAAGAUGAGGAGGCGCGGAAUGAGAGGAAGGAGAGGAAGAGGAGACAGAAGGCCUUGGAAGAUCGGGAGAAGAAGGUUGCGGAAGAGAAGCGAAGGCAGCAGAAGACGUUGGCUUUUGGAAAGGGGAGGAUGCGAGAGGAGGAAGAGGAAAUUGCAAGAGCCAUGAAUGUUACGAGGAAGGGGUUAAAGGGACAUUUAAUGGAGAUGGAUGUUGACGAGGUAGACGCGCCAGCCCCAACCCCAGCCCCUUAGUGCGGCUAGUGGGAUAGGUUGUCACGGGAAAUAAAUAGUUGUAUAACAUAUGAGCGUUAGCAAAGCUAUUGGGG
Molecule: messenger RNA, 1890 nt
Organism: Pseudogymnoascus verrucosus
Lineage: Eukaryota; Fungi; Ascomycota; Leotiomycetes; Thelebolales; Thelebolaceae
Exons: 2
Coding region: 95-1816 (573 amino acids)
Cellular component (GO): nucleus
Molecular function (GO): transcription coregulator activity; RNA polymerase binding
Source: RefSeq, a predicted model, not a curated record